AUGUUGCUCACUACAGUGCUCCUGUUUGUGCUGCAUUUUGUCACCGCUGAUAUACCCCCGUACAUCAAGGUGUGUCAGCGAAAUGACCCUAAUGUCGACAAAUGUAUCAUGAAUUCUGUUGAGGAGUUACGGCCUAAGAUGAUUGCGGGUAUUCCAGAGUUGGACGUACCUGGUAUAGAGCCAUUGAGUCUUGGUCAAAUUGCGCUGGCUCGUGGACCUCAAGGUGCUAAGCUGACUGCUGUCGUCAAUGAUGUUAAAGUUCGAGGCCCUAGCAAUUUCAUUAUUGAGGAGCUGAAGUCCGAUUUAGACAAGAACAGGUUUGACUUUAAGCUGCUGCUCCCAAAACUGGACUUCGCUGGAAAGUACAAGAUGGAUAUUCAGGUUUUGCUGCUACGUCUUCAGGGCAGAGGAAAUAUAACAGGCACUUUCAAGGACUACGCGUGCAAUGUUACCAUGAGAGGGCAUAAAGAAAUUCGAGGUGAAGAAGAAUAUCUUCAGUUUGAACCCUUCAAAGUAAAACUUCGUGUGGGUCAAUCUUCCAUUUACUUGACUAACUUGUUCGAUGGCGAUCCAGUUCUGGGACCUGCGACUAACAGAGUAAUCAAUGAAAAUUCGAACGUAUUCCUAGAAGAAAUUAGACCGGUCCUAGAAAAGAGCCUUGGAGAACUCUUUACAGAAAUGGCCAAUAAAAUAACGUCUAAGUUUACUUAUAAAGAACUAUUUCCGUGA
Arctia plantaginis is the source of this 729-nucleotide messenger RNA. The record is from the annotation of a GenBank genome assembly. Lineage: Eukaryota; Metazoa; Arthropoda; Insecta; Lepidoptera; Erebidae.